CAUGCCGAAGGAGGCUCUAUCGCAUCCCUCCCUGUGGUCCACCCCUCCUCGGCUCGCUUCCUCCGCCUCCAGCUCAGCGACCCUCCGUGCAUCCUCCACUCAGGAGGGCGAAGCAGCGACGCAGAGGCGGCUGGAGGAGCCGAGCGGCGGCGGCGGUGGCGGCGGCAUCGUCUCCCAGUUCAGAUGCGAAAACACUCGACCCUUUUUCUGGAUGCAUUUUGGAUUGACUUGAUUUGGGGUGGACGAUGAGUCAAAGGUCGACGACCAUGCUUCUUUUCGCGUGUCUGAUGUGGAAGCAGCUGCUGAUCGCAGAGGCGUCCUCUGGAGAUCAUGAGCUGCGACUGUUUCCCCUUCGCCACUUCAGACGCCAUCCCCUGCCACACCAGCUGGACCUGAACCUGCAACACAAUGAUGGCUCGUCUUCUGAAUCUCACCUCAACCAUCUUCACCACCGCCUGCCUGCCGCUCUUCUGAGCUCCCGGUUCCGAAAGGCCCCCGGCCACCAGCGAGCCCUCAACCUUCUGGCUCGACCUGACCAUGAGGUGAACUUGGAACACGCGGUGGUGUCUGCGAGACAUCUGGUCACAGUGCUCCUGGCUGUAGAUGUGAGGCAGCUCAACGUCGGCCUUCUUCGCUGGUUCAGGGAAGGUGUAGCCGCAGCUUUGGGCGUUCCUGCAGGGCACGUGCACAUCAACCGACUCAAUGAGAAGAAGAACGGCAUCGAGCUUUUCGUGACCUCCGACAGGCCUGAGAUCUCUGAGCCGCUUCCUGCAGAGGAAGUCAUCCAGUUGCUCAACGUGCGGGUGCUCCACCGUCACCUCGGCCACUUUGGAAUCACGGAGGUGUCCACAGAGAAGAACGUCCUGCAAGGGGAGCAGAGGGACCACGUGUGGAGCCAUGAGGGGUUUUACUCCAUCAUCCUCUUCUUCACCGUCUUUGUCAUCGUCAUCACCUGUUUGAUGGUUUUGUACCGACUGAAAGAGAAGGUUCAGACUUCUGACAGACGUGUCAAAACACUGCCCCCAGAAUUCCACCUCACCCCCAAUGUUCCCUCUGACUCGCUCCACAAGUCAAAAGGCAACAAGGGGUCGACGCCAGGAAGCAUGGUCCAAGCUGAGCUGCCUCCUGUUGUAGCCACGCCCACUCCCCAGCAGCAGCCAGUCAUAGCUUGCCGCCGCUUAUCUCCUCCCAUCGUCCCUCUACCGAGCCCCGCACCCGUUACCUUCAUCAGCAGCAGCGACCAGGCCCCACCGACCACCGUCGCCCCCGUGAACACCAGCAACGAGCUCAAGCCGUGCCCUUCCCCGUUCAAGAUGAAACCUGCUGCAGGUCUGCAGGAGAGACGAGGCUCCAAUGUUUCCCUGGUGCUGGACAUGUCUGCUCUUGGGUCUGUGGAGCCCCUCAGCAUGGCUGUAGUCACCCCACGGGAGGCGGCCACCAGAGAGUACCUGCUGGCUGCAGGGAGGCCUCUGACCAGACAGCAGCUGCGUGACCUCAUCAACAACACGCACAAGCUGCACGCAGAGUUUGCUGAGGUACCCAUGAAUUUCAUCGACCCUAAGGAGUUGGAGAUACCGAACCAUGGAACCAAGAACAGAUACAAGACCAUCCUGCCCAAUCCACACUCCAGAGUGAUCCUGAAAUCCAAAAGUUGCAAUGACCUUCUGAGUUCCUACAUCAACGCCAACUAUAUACGGGGUUACCGGGGCGAUGAGAAAGCCUUCGUAGCCACACAAGGUCCCAUGGUGAACACGGUGAAUGACUUCUGGCAGAUGGCCUGGCAGGAGGAGGCGCCCGUCAUUGUUAUGAUCACCAAACUGAAAGAGAAAAAUGAGAAGUGUGUGCUGUACUGGCCAGAGAAGAGGGGGAUCUACGGGCGAGUGGAGGUCCUGGUGGGCAGCGUCAGAGAGUGUGAACAUUACACCACUCGCAGCCUCACACUCAAGUGUGGCAAUCAAACCCGCACCCUGCAGCAUUAUUGGUACACAUCUUGGCCUGACCACAAAACACCUGACUCUGCGCUACCGUUGCUGCAGCUGAUGGCCGACGUGGAGGCGGACAGACGGGCGGCCGCCUCCAUGGGUCCUGUUAUAGUUCACUGCAGCGCCGGGAUUGGCCGAACCGGCUGCUUCAUCGCCACGACGAUAGGUUGUCGACAGCUGCAGCUGGAGGGUGUUGUGGACGUCCUGGGCAUCACCUGCCAGCUCCGGGCAGACAGAGGUGGGAUGAUUCAGACAGGUGAGCAGUACGAGUUCGUCCAUCACGCCUUGGGCUUGUACGAGGCCCGCCUCUCGGUAGAGACGGGCCAAUGAGGACUCACCGUCAGAUCCAUGCUGACUUCGCCUCGGCUGGGGUUUCAUCUCCGAGAUUUGGGACGUCUCUGAUGUUUCUGGUUGAACUAGUUGAGUUGGGAAGGUAAAUUUCUGACUAGGGAAUGUUUGUUUCCUUCUCCUGGGCUGCGACGUCGCCGAGCGGCUCCUCACACCAGACUUCUUUGUUGAAUUUCAGCCAGACUCCCUCUUUUCUGUCUGCAAUGAAUCAACACUGUCCUGUUUCCGUGUCUCAUGAGAAGCUAUUUCAACAAGAUUUAUAGCAGCCGACUGGAAAUUGACUGUUACCGCAUCGUAACUCAUUUUUGUUAUUUCUCCUUGGCUGCUGUUGAUCUUUCCGCCUUCCUGGUCAUUCUCUGCUCUGAAACUUCAGCGUUUGUGACAUUAUGUUAUCAUGGACAAAAAAUCUGAGAUACCAAAUAUUCGCUCUGAUUUUGCUCAUAAAACAGCUGUUUGUUUACGAGAGAAGUGAAAAACAACCUUUAGUACUAAAUAAAGAACUAUAAUUAAAUUGAUUCAGCUUUACUUCUUGUAAAGCAAAAAGAAAAGGCUACACACCACAAAACCUUCUCAACUGGGAUUUAACUCAAAGCUCUUCUCAUGGUAUCUUCUGGAUGACUGAGCUCCUCAACCUUACCCCCUAGAUAGAAGCCAUGUGCUAAGGAAUACAAAAUUGUUGUCAUUUUUGUAGUUUGUUUGUCUGUAUUUUAUAAAACACAUUUCAUACUCCUGGUGCCAAAAAGCCAAGAAGCAUGUUUCACUGCCAUGUUUUUACUGCAGAUCAAGUAUCUGUAAAGAUCCAAUAUAUGUACAAACAUUAGCUGCAUCUUUCUUUCAGUUUGCAGAAGUUAAAGAGAGCAAUAGUUUUACCCCUCCUCACAGUAAUCCUUAACAAUUUUGCCUCAGAGCACUUUAAAUCUUCAUUAAGCUAUUAUGUUUGUCAAAAAUACACUAAAUACAAAAAGCAAUUCAAAUUGUUUCAGGGUUGAAACAUUAAUGUUGGAGCACUUUUUAGUCUGUCGUUAUAUAUGCUAAUGUUCAAGAGUGUUACUUAAACGUAGCAUUCAGUAGCCAUAAAAAAAAAGCUAAUUUGCCAAUUCAAAUCAAUGUAUCCUCAUUACUAAUAUUAUGGUGAGUAUUGAAACACUUCAUAAUGACAUGAUAUUCAGCACUUUACGUUCAUUUAUAUCCCAUGACCUAUUUUGUUUCAGUGGCUAACAGGAGGCUAAUGGUAGCAUUGCUAAUUAAAAUAAAUAAUCCAGCACGAGUCAAUGUAUUGGGGCGAAAUAGCGCCAUCUGACUGUGUUCAGAGUUAUUCAUAUUAAAAUAGAGCCAAUGGACUUCAUACAUGUUAGAAAAGCAAACUAUCUGUAAUGCAGGUUAAAUAUUUUUACAAUGAUAAAUAUAAAUAUGAAUGAUUUAGGACUGAAUAAUUAUUGUUAAAAGCACGUUGCGAAUAGUUAAAUGUUGUGCAGCCAUUUAGCCUUCAUUGCAUUGACAACCGUUUUAAAAACCAAAAAUGUGCGGUGUUGCAUCUUUUUCAUGAUGUACGUUUUCCUAGUUAGUGACUUAUUUUGUUAUAUCAAGAUCUGACCUUUAUUUUUAUACUACUGAACUUCUUGGUGUCUUUCAGCUGCCGUUUGUCAGCACUUUUACUUCUCUUACUCAACUUUGUCUGAAAUAUUUAGGUGUGAACAAGCCCGUGAUAUGAAGUCAGUCCUGUCUUUAAGUUCUUGUUUCAUACAGCUACUGUACAGAUACAUGUUCAAGUGCUAUUAAACUCUCAAGUGUAGUCAGUGGCAUUAUGGCCCAAGGUUAUGGACGCUAUGAUUCUGGCUGGCAGAAUAACUUUUUUUCUACGUAGCUAUUUAUUUUUGUUAGCCAUAUUCUUUACAGUGAAACCAGGCGCCUGCUUCUGGUCAUAAUCUAGUGUGCUGGGAACGAUCUUUUUAGAAGGGUGAAGUGUCUGUGUGUUUGCUAACAAAUGGCGACUCCGGCCUCUGACACAGUAUUGUGUGCGGUUCAUGUUCUGUGCCGUGUUGACCGAGCUUAAAGGGAUGCUGGACAUUCUCCAUGGUGGCCAGAGAAGGUGGAAGGUCUUUUUCGUCAUCAACUGUGUCCAUUGUUCAGGCUCCUCUUCAUAAAGACACAGUUUUUUAGUUUCAAUAAAUGUAUACAUUAAUAAUAAUAAUAAUGAAAGGCUCCAAAAAUGCCAUAACCUUCCACCCAAGUUUUCAUUGUUGUGCUGGUUAUAAAAUUUGGAAUUUUAUAUUCAGAUUUAUGUUUAUUAUGAGCACUACUUUCUGUAUUUUUAUUUAUUUAUUAUUUAUUAUUUAAUCAAAUAAAAAAAUUGAGGUGAGGUCAAGCAACAGAGUAAUAAUAAUAAUUUAUUUAUUUUUGUCAAUGACUUUGCAUGAUUUACAGAUUUAUGUCACACUUAAAUAAAUAAAAUACAUUUCAGUUUGAUGUAUUAUUGUCUAAUACAAAUAAUAAUGGAAUCAUUUCAGGUACUGUGUUCUGAGAGUUUUUGUUAUUUCAUAUAAAAUUCCUGUCGUGUCUGUCAUUGGCGACCCGAUCCAUGGCAGAAUGUCCAGAGUCUCUGUUGCUCAGUGUGACGAUAAACUUGUUACAUCUGACACUUGAGUCGUGUUUGUGGCAUUAAUGUAUCAAUAAUCAACAUGAAUGUUGUUAUAGUCCAGACACUUAGCCGGCGAGUAGUGCUGUAACCUUUUAUCUACUCUCUAUAUAAUCUAGCCCUAUAAUCUGUAUAUAACAGUGGGGACGGAACAAUGUCUGCUGUGUGAAUUCCUGGCGUCAGAUGUUCGGAUCUGAGAAUACAGGAGAAACUGCUUUGAUGACUGAUAAAAGUGUGUUUUUAACUUUGUCUUACACAAUAAAGAGAUUCUGAGAAGGAGCUUGUUCUCAUU
Messenger RNA from Synchiropus splendidus (mandarinfish), 5257 nucleotides. It is a transcript of the gene ptprr, whose product is annotated as protein tyrosine phosphatase receptor type R. The transcript is spliced from 16 exons. Gene Ontology annotation, molecular function: protein tyrosine phosphatase activity. The coding region runs from base 246 to 2312 and encodes 688 amino acids. The record is from RefSeq and is a predicted model, not a curated record. Lineage: Eukaryota; Metazoa; Chordata; Actinopteri; Syngnathiformes; Callionymidae. Gene Ontology annotation, biological process: protein dephosphorylation.